Marmota flaviventris (yellow-bellied marmot) is the source of this 3805-nucleotide messenger RNA. The record is from RefSeq and is a predicted model, not a curated record. NCBI's taxonomy places the organism in Eukaryota, Metazoa, Chordata, Mammalia, Rodentia, Sciuridae.
AUGAAGACCGCUCAAGUCCUCCAGAGGAUGUGGAUCCAGGCUGUUAAAAAGUUGGGGAGAUUGAAAGGCCAUGUGAGUCCCCCUACAUGCUCUCCCCCUUUCUUUCCCAACAUUUCUUUGUGGGAAGGGAGGGGGAACAAACCCCAUCUCACAGCCCCAGGCAUGGAGGAGCUGAUAUGGGAACAGUACACUGUGACCCUACAGAAGGAUUCCAAAAGAGGAUUUGGAAUUGCAGUGUCUGGAGGCAGAGACAACCCCCACUUUGAAAAUGGAGAAACAUCCAUAGUCAUUUCUGAUGUGCUCCCAGGAGGACCAGCUGAUGGCCUGCUUCAAGAAAAUGACAGGGUGGUCAUGGUUAAUGGCACCCCCAUGGAGGAUGUGCUCCAUUCAUUUGCAGUUCAGCAGCUGAGAAAAAGUGGGAAGAUUGCUGCCAUUGUAGUCAAGAGGCCCCGGAAGGUGCAGGUGGCGCCGCUGCAGGGCAGCCCACCCCUCAGUCAGGAUGACCGGGCUUUUGAGGCGAUGGACGACUUUGAUGGUGGAAGUUUCCGCAGCGGGUACAGCGAGAGGAGCCGGCCUAGCAGCCACGACAGGCUAAGCCACAGCUGGGAGGACGAAAGGGGCCGUCCCUACCAGCGGGCAUACAGCCGGGAGCAGGACCACAGCCGGGACCGCAGCCGCGGCCGGAGCCUGGAGCGCGGCCUGGACCAGGACUAUGGACGCGCCCGAGACCGCAGUCGUGGCCGGAGCCUGGAGCGUGGCCUGGACCACGGCUUUGGACCACCCCGGGACCGCAGCCGUGGCCGGAGCAUUGACCGGGACUACGAGCGGGCCUAUCACCAGGCUUACGAGCCCGAAGAUCGCACCUACAGCCCUCCCACUGAACACCGCCGCAGGGCGCAGCCCGAUGCCCGCUACGAGGGCUCCAGGAGCCGCAGCCGAGAGCACCUGCAUUCCCGCAGCCCCAGCCCCCAGCCCAGGGCUCGGCCAGAGCACACCGGCCAGUCAGACUCGGACAGGCCCAUUGGGGUCCUUCUGAUGAAAAGCAAACCUAACGAAGAGUAUGGUCUCCGGCUGGGGAGUCAGAUCUUCAUCAAGGAGAUGACCAGAACAGGUCUGGCAACUAAAGAUGGCAAUCUUCAUGAAGGGGACAUAAUUCUCAAGAUCAAUGGAACUGUCACUGAGAACAUGUCUUUAAUGGAUGCACGAAAAUUGAUAGAGAAGUCCAGAGGAAAACUCCAGCUCGUCGUGUUGAGAGAUAGCAAGCAGACCCUCAUCAACAUCCCCUCGCUAAAUGACAGUGACUCUGAAAUAGAAGACGUCUCAGAAAUAGAGUCAAACCGAUCAUUUUCUCCAGAAGAGAGACGCCAGCAGUAUUCUGAUUAUGAUUAUCAUUCCUCCAAUGAGAAGCUGAAGGAAAGGCCAAGUUCAAGGGAAGACACGCCCAACAGAUUGUCCAAAAUGGGCGCCACACCCACUCCAUUCAAGUCCUCUGGGGACAUUGCAGCUGCAGUUGUCACAGAAACCAACAAGGAACCCAGAUACCAAGAGGAACCGGUUCCUCAACCCAAACCAGCUCCAAGAACUUUUCUUCGUCCUAGUCCUGAAGAUGAAGCAAUAUAUGGCCCUAACACCAAAAUGGUGAAGUUCAAGAAGGGAGACAGCGUGGGCCUCCGGUUGGCUGGUGGCAACGACGUUGGGAUAUUUGUUGCUGGCAUUCAAGAGGGCACAUCUGCAGAGCAGGAAGGCCUUCAGGAGGGAGACCAGAUUCUGAAGGUGAACUCGCAGGACUUCAGAGGGCUGGUCCGGGAAGAUGCUGUACUCUACCUGUUAGAAAUCCCCAAAGGUGAAAUGGUGGUCAUUUUAGCUCAGAGCCGAGCUGAUGUCUAUAGAGACAUCCUGGCUUGUGGCAGAGGGGAUUCAUUUUUUAUAAGAAGCCACUUUGAAUGUGAGAAGGAAACUCCACAGAGCCUGGCCUUUACCAGAGGGGAGGUCUUUCGAGUGGUAGAUACCCUGUAUGACGGCAAGCUGGGUCACUGGCUGGCCGUGAGGAUCGGGAAUGAAUUGGAAAAAGGCUUGAUCCCCAACAGAAGCAGAGCUGAACAGAUGGCCAGUGUCCAGAAUGCCCAGAGAGACAAUGCUGGGGACAGGGCAGAUUUUUGGAGAAUGCGUGGCCAGAGAUCUGGGGUGAAGAAGAACCUAAGGAAGAGUCGGGAAGACUUAACAGCUGCUGUGUCUGUUAGCACCAAGUUCCCAGCUUACGAGAGGGUCUUGCUGCGAGAAGCUGGUUUCAAGAGACCUGUGGUUUUAUUCGGCCCCAUAGCAGACAUAGCAAUGGAAAAGUUGGCCAACGAGUUACCUGACUUGUUCCAAACUGCUAAAACAGAACCUAAAGAUGCAGGAUCUGAGAAAUCCAGUGGAGUAGUUCGGUUAAAUACUGUGAGGCAAAUUAUUGAGCAGGAUAAGCACGCACUGCUGGAUGUGACUCCUAAAGCAGUGGACCUGUUGAAUUAUACCCAGUGGUUCCCAAUUGUGAUAUUCUUCAAUCCAGACUCUAGACAGGGCGUCAAAGCCAUGAGACAGAGGUUGAGUCCAGCAUCCAACAAAAGUUCUCGGAAGUUAUUUGAUCAAGCCAAUAAGCUCAAGAAAACUUGUGCACAUCUUUUUACAGCUAUAAUCAACCUCAGUUCAGCCAAUGAUAGCUGGUUUGGCAGCUUGAAGGACACCAUUCAGCAUCAGCAAGGAGAAGCAGUUUGGGUCUCUGAAGGAAAGAUGGAAGGGAUGGAUGAUGACCCUGAAGACCGCAUGUCCUACUUAACCGCCAUGGGCGCGGAUUAUCUGAGUUGCGACAGCCGCCUCAUCAGUGACUUUGAAGACACAGACGGCGAAGGAGGUGCCUACACUGACAAUGAGCUGGAUGAGCCAGCUGAGGAGCCGCUGGUGUCUUCCAUCACCCGCUCCUCCGAGCCGGUGCAGCACGAGGAGAGCAUAAGGAAACCCAGUCCAGAGCCACGAGCUCAGACGAGGAGGGCUGCUAGCAGAGAUCAACUUAGGGACAGUAGCCCGCCCCCGGCAUUCAAACCUGAGCCGCCCAAGGCCAGAACCCAGAACAGGGAAGAAUCCUACGACUUCUCUAAAAACCAGGAAUACAAGUUAAACCCCUCUACCGUGGCUGGUAAUGAAAUUCCAGGGGUAUCUACCAAAGGUUGUCCUCCCCCUGUUGCAGCAAAACCUGCCUAUGGAAGAUCUAUCCUGAAGCCCUCCACUCCUGUCCCUCCCCCUGAGGGUGAGGAGGUUGGGGAGAGCAGUGAGGAGCAAGACAACACUCCCAGAUCAGUCCUGGGCAAAGUCAAAAUAUUUGAGAAGAUGGAUCACAAGGCAAGAUUGCAGAGAAUGCAAGAGCUCCAAGAAGCACAGAAUGCAAGGAUUGAAAUUGCUCAGAAGCAUCCUGAUAUCUAUGCAGUUCCAAUUAAAACGUACAAGCCAGAUGCCAGCCUGCCCCAGCACACAAGUUCCAGACCCCCUGAGCCGCAGAAGGGUCCCUCCAGACACUAUCAGGAUGCCAGAGGAAGUUAUGGCAGUGAAGCGGAGGAGGAAGAGGAGUAUCGCCAACAGCUGGCGGAGCACUCCAAGCGCGGUUACUAUGGCCAGCCUGCCCGGUACCGGGACACAGAAUUGUAGGUGUCUGUCAAAGCAAAGACUCUUCUGGGCCUGCAGCCACCUCCAACGGGCACGCCUGCGAGGCCACCGGGUUGAAUCUUUUCCAGUUAACACGCACUGUGGAGGUGUGGUGGUAACGGAGCUCCUG